AUGGCCACCUCCCAGCUUAACCAAAAAACCCUCACCGGCGCCGGUGACCUUAUCAAAAUCCUCCCCACAGGCACCGUCUUCCUCUUCCAAUUCCUCAGCCCUGUCCUCACCAACAGUGGCCGCUGCGAGCCGGUCAACAAAGUCCUCGUCCUAAUUCUCGUCAUCCUCUGCGGUCUCUCUUGUUACCUCUCUUCCUUCACCGACUCUUACGUCGGCUCUGACGGUACCAUUCAAUGGACCAUCGUGACGCCCUCCGGCAUGUGGCCAAUGCCGCCGACAUCAGUGUCGUUGGACUUGUCAGCGUACAAGCUUCGGUUAGGAGAUUUCGUCCACGCGACGUUUUCGGCGGCCGUGUUUGCCAUUUUGGUGGUGAUGGACUCCAAUAUGAUGCAGUGCUUCUUCCCCAGCUUGGGGGAGCAACAUAAGGUAUUGGUCCAAGUUCUACCCCCAGUGGUCGGAGCGGUUUCAAGCGUCCUGUUCGUCACGUUCCCUAAUACUCGCCAUGGCAUAGGGUACCGUUCUACUUCAACUACCAUCGGAGUUCAGAAAGCAACUUCUACUGCCUAA
Benincasa hispida (wax gourd) is the source of this 567-nucleotide messenger RNA. The record is from RefSeq and is a predicted model, not a curated record. NCBI's taxonomy places the organism in Eukaryota, Viridiplantae, Streptophyta, Magnoliopsida, Cucurbitales, Cucurbitaceae.